AUGCUCGAACAGGAUCGAUUGGGCCUUUGGGAGUAUUCUGCGCCCGCACAGUCCUUCGAUAUCUUCCUCUCCCACACCUGGCUAACGCCGGGGAGGUGGAAGGUUGUGUCCUUGCUCUUCCAAUCGGGCUAUCACUUCACGCUGGUUAGUGUGGUAACCUGUGUUGCUGCUACGUGCCUCCUUUGUGGCUGGCGAGUGCUGCCGAUGCCUUUCACCUACAUUGUUGAUUAUCCUGAUUUUGAAGCACACUACCCUUAUGCUCCCUGGCCUUCUAUGAUGGGCCUCCUGAGCACGGUAUCUUGGAUUCCGUUCAU
Messenger RNA from Symbiodinium pilosum, 314 nucleotides. Lineage: Eukaryota; Dinophyceae; Suessiales; Symbiodiniaceae. The record is from the annotation of a GenBank genome assembly.